Talaromyces marneffei is the source of this 633-nucleotide messenger RNA. RefSeq lists its product as uncharacterized. Bases 1 to 633 code for a protein of 210 amino acids. The transcript is spliced from 2 exons. The record is from RefSeq and is a predicted model, not a curated record. NCBI's taxonomy places the organism in Eukaryota, Fungi, Ascomycota, Eurotiomycetes, Eurotiales, Trichocomaceae.
AUGCCGCCCAAAGCCGCAAAGGGCGAGUACAUCGAAACCGACACCGGCAACAAAAUAUCCCGCCGCUCCCUCAUCCACGGCACCCAACAUAUCAUCCUCGGCGGCAAAACCGUAAUCCAAGCCGAAGCCGUCAUUCGCGGAGACCUGUUCCGUCUCCAACCAUCCUCCUCUUCCAGCCACUCACACAGCAACGAUGGCGAGAAUACAACAUCAUCAUCGUCAUCUUCGACGGGCACAACCCCUUCCGUCGCAAUCACCGUCGGAAGAUACACCUACAUCUCCCGCGCCGCGAUCCUGCGGCCCCCCUCGCGACUCCAUCGGGGCUUGCAUUCGUACUACCCGCUCAAAAUAGGCGAUCACGUCUUCAUCGGGGAGCACUCCAUCGUCGAAGCCGCUCAAAUCGGUAAUCAUGUACACAUCGGCAACGAUGUCGUGGUCGGAAACAUGGCGAUCCUCAAAGAUUUUGCGUAUGUGUUGGAUGGCGCGGUGGUACCGCCCAAUAUGGUUGUGCCGAGUUUUUGUGUGGUGGGUGGUAGACCGGCGAGGAUUGUGGGUGAGGUUGGGGAGGGGUAUGGGGUUGAGGGCGCCGAGGGGGGGUUGGCGAGGGAGAGGUAUAGGGUGGUUGGGCGGUGA